AUGUCUCCCCAGGUACAACCCCUAGAGUCGUCGAGCGAAGCCCAAAGCCGUCUUCCACACCCUGGUCCCGAGCCUGGACGUGCUCUUCGCAAGCGUCCGCAGCAGGCCGACAGUCCCGUUCAAAAGCAAAAGCGUCGUCGAACACAGACUCCUCGUCCAAACCCUCCACCUCCUCGUCCCCACCGAGAUGCUUCCCUCACGGUCUUGAGGCAGACAAGAGAGGGAAUCAAGUUCUUCCUCUCGCUUGAGCAGAUGGGAGAGAACUUGCCUUUGAAUAUCACAAACCUGAUGAAGAACGAACAGUGCACCGGGCUCGUCGGGAUCGAAGGGUCCAUCUGGGCGGCGGUGGACAGAUCUGUCGUUCAACCCAAGCUGGAGCCGUUGGGCACAGAAGGCAAACAUGUCUCGAUGAUGGUGUUUGUAGUCUCGUCCACACUUGCCGGAGCUGUACACCUCGUGAAUAAACGCGAUCGGAGAGUCCUCCCAAGAAUCCAACCACCGAGCGAGCGCCCAUCGGACCAGGCUUGCGUUGAAGUCCUCGACAAAUUGAUCUCCAAAAGACCUGAUGGCGUUGGGAAAUUCUAUUAUGCUGGGCCGGCGGAAUUCUCUUCUGGCCCUGUCGGAAAGCUGCUGGCGGACCUCCUUCAUCCAGGUGCUCUCAAGACACUCCCCGAGUUGCACGGGGCGAACACACCGUGGGUGUACUGGGGAACAGCGUCUUCCGCUACAGCAUUCCAUAAAGAGGAUGCCGACUGGGGCUCGUAUAACCUGGUCUUGUGCGGGUGGAAGCUUUGGAUCCUGAUUCGACAUGAGUCGAAUGAAGCCUUCGAGCGGCUCAUCGAACGAUAUUCGCCACGGGGUGAUUGCAACCAGUGGCUAGCUCACAACCAACUGCUGGUGAGCCCAGAGGUCCUUGCCACGGAAAGCAUCAAGUUCGACAUCCACGUUGCUGGAUCCGGUGACCUGGUCUUUACGCGCCCGAGACAGUACCAUGCGGUGGUGAAUGUGACUGACUGCCUCGCUAUCGCGAUCAAUUUCUGCCCUGUUGGGAGUGCUCCUGUACCAAAGGUGGUGGCGUGCUCGCGCUGCGGACUCUACACGUCCGGAUUUGACGGCGUGGAACUUAUGGAUCCGGAAAGGGAGAGGCAGCAAACAAGACUUCUGCCGGCACCGCCCAAGCGAAUCUUGAAGCGGAAGAGACGUAACUGA
This is a messenger RNA of Fonsecaea erecta, 1209 nucleotides long. RefSeq lists its product as hypothetical. Gene Ontology annotation, biological process: chromatin remodeling. Gene Ontology annotation, molecular function: histone demethylase activity. NCBI's taxonomy places the organism in Eukaryota, Fungi, Ascomycota, Eurotiomycetes, Chaetothyriales, Herpotrichiellaceae. Bases 1 to 1209 code for a protein of 402 amino acids. The record is from RefSeq and is a predicted model, not a curated record. Gene Ontology annotation, cellular component: nucleus. The transcript has 2 exons.